Messenger RNA from Ictalurus furcatus (blue catfish), 4192 nucleotides. RefSeq names its product tectonic family member 1 (gene tctn1). The transcript has 15 exons. Gene Ontology annotation, biological process: cilium assembly; protein localization to ciliary transition zone. The coding region runs from base 145 to 2235 and encodes 696 amino acids. The record is from RefSeq and is a predicted model, not a curated record. Gene Ontology annotation, cellular component: MKS complex. NCBI's taxonomy places the organism in Eukaryota, Metazoa, Chordata, Actinopteri, Siluriformes, Ictaluridae.
AAUAAUGAGCCUUUCUUUCUUCUAAUAUUUCAAUAUUUGGAUUAUGUUCAUAAAUUAAAUGUGUAUCAAGGGGGCCUGUGGAAUUUAUUUUAAGAAACAUUUUUGAGAAAACCACUGCCACAGACAGCGAGUUCGGAUGCAGCUAUGACUAUUACCCAGAGUUCCUGCUCCAGCGCUCACUUCCUGGAGACGAGCGUCGCCGUGCGCGCGCACCGGUUACCAAGCAUGGCGGCGCUGUUGUGGAUGUUUAUAUUAACGUGUUUUGGAAAUACUAUUUGCGUUAAUAAUGCAAGCUCGAACCAAGUCAACGUUACGCAUGUCGUUUCAAAAGACACGUUUGUCUUUGAUCAAGCUUUUAAUUUGACCGGAAGACAAGAAAAUGCUACUUCACUGCCUCGGUUAUCGGCAUCAACAGAGCAAAACGCUGAAGUUCCGGUGACGGAUGGAGGAACCCGGACAGCAGCGUCCACCUUUACUGCGACUCCAUUAAAAACAACGGAGACAUCCAGGUUUACAGCAACAGAUUUACAAACUACGGAAACACCCUUAGUUACAGCAGAAGACUCGAAAGCAAAAAUAUUAGCUACAACAAACCCUCAAAUAAAGAGUAGGGGCACUUCCUCUCUGCCUUUACCCCUCUCAGGGACACUACCCCAGCCUGUCACUGAAGUGUCUGCUGUUUGUCCGUGUAAUGUACAGCGAGAGCGAUGUGAUGUAAACUGCUGCUGUGACCCAGACUGCACUCAGGAGCUGGCCCUCUUCACACAGUGCUCAGUGCAGAAAGUUGUAGGGGACGCUAAGCUGUGCAGCCAGGAUGCAGCCGUGUACACACUCGCUGGAACUCCAGGUGGUUUGUCCCGAGUGAUGACGUCGGUCCAGAGAGAGAUCAACCCUGAUGUCUUCUGCAUACAGUCUGCUAACUAUGAUCAGGGCAUGUCCUUCAUCGACCCGACGAUUCCCACCGAGAACAAUUUCGACAGUCUCUUUGAUCGCUUUGUGGGAUCCUUCUUCAGCGCCUCUAGUGGAGAUGGGCGUGCACUACAGACUCCUGCACAGGGAGACUCUCCAGGAUACGUGUAUGGAGAUCUCAUCCAGACGAUGGACGAUGCCCAACAGCGAGGUUUCUUCAGGCUUCCAGCAUCUGCUGGUGCAGCGAACUGCUUAGACAUGAACCCUGCAGCCUUCCUGAAGGAUCAGACGAUCAGAUGUGUGAGGAACUUUGCUUUGGAACAAGACUGCGCCAAGUUAGACGCGCUGAACCUUAAGGCGUACACCAGUUUCCGUGUUUUUUCAGGGAAGGACAGCGGUGCUGAUCUGGUGUCUGUAGCAGUGGAGACCAUUACACUGCAUUCUCUAGAGGGUACACAGACACUGGUGCAGACGGAUGCUUCUGCUUCUGACUACACACCUGUGUUACAUGGUCAGAUCUGUAACCAGGUGGUGCUGCAGGUUAAAUACACAGUGAGGUUUGGCGACGCCGGACAGAUUGUGAGAGUGACGGCGUCUUUGGUUCUGGGUGCUGUCGACGAAAACACACUGCCGAUCCAGCAAGAGUUCCAGAUAACGUUUGUUCAGGAGUCCAGAAGCGAUGCCACACUUCGCUCCAGUGGAAAUCCUGGUUAUGUGGUUGGGCUGCCCCUUGUGGCCGGAUGGAGAACUGCAGAGGGAAUUAUCCAAAGCUCAGAUCCAGACGGGUCUCUCACUGUAUUAAAGAGUUCUCCGGAGCAGGACUGUCUGUCCGGCCCGACCCAGCGCUCACCUGUACUGUUCGGGACAGAUGUGGUGUCAGGAUGCACCUUUAGGCUUGCGGACAGUGCGAACUGUUCGUUACUCUCUGAAGUCAUCUUGGGGAGACUGAAAGGCCAGACUUUUCCGGACUACGUGGCAUCUUUUGGAAAUUCUCUUCCUCAAAACCCCAUGGACUGGGUUCCUAUCGAGAAUCAAACCACUCCAACGGGCACGCAGGGAUGCAGCAUUCCAGUAUCCUAUCAUCUUGAAGUAAGAUGGACCAAGUAUGGUACCUUGGUGAACCCCCAAGCUCAGAUAGUGAAUGUGAUGGAAACAAUCCAGACCAACACCAGCACCUUGCCAUCUCCCUCGACUGUCGGUGGUGUCAUCUCCGUCAUCAGCUCCGUGAGCUUCAUUGACGUGUCGCUGUCAGCCAGCCCAGGAUUCAGAGCUCCUCCCACCAUCAAUGCCAAACUGCCCUCCGACUUCUUCUUCCCGUUCGUAUGAACAGGGAAAUGAUUAAGCGUUCCACAUGGAGGGUCAUGGGGAACCUGGAGCCUAUCCCAGGGAGCAUCGGGCACAAGGCGGGGUACACCCUGGACAGGGUGCCAAUCCGUCGCAGGGCACACACUCUCACACACCCAUUCAUACACUACAGACACUUUAGACACUUUAGACAAUCAGCCUACCAUGCAUGUCUUUGGACUAGGGGAGGAAACCCCCGCAGCACGGGGAGAACAUGCAAACUCCGCACACACAGAGCCGCGGCAGGACUUGAACCCCGGACCCUGGAGGUGUGAGGCGAACGUGCUAACCACUAAGCCACCGUGCGCCUCAUAAUUUGGUAUGUUUCAUUCCAAAAUGAAUGUUGUUAAGAUGACAAAAUACAAGUGCUAUUUUGUGACUGUAGCAUGAGAAUUGCACUAAGUAAACAUGGACUACAAUCACAGAUUUCUGAUUAUGGCUUUGCAAUUUGUAAAAUUACAAUCUAACCGUUACAUUUGCAUACAAUUAAAUAUGUAAAUGUAAAUUAUUAUAUAGGGCCUCUAUCAAACCAUUUAUAUACCACCUAGAAGAUUGAGGCCCUGUAGGCCUUUUUUAAAUUUUUUAUUUAUUUUUUUUAUAAUCAUUAUUCUGUGGUGUCCUCAUCCCCCCACCCCACACACACGCAAUAAUGGUGCUACUGUAAAUACUAAAUUAUUCCGUAUGAACUGUAUAUAUUGCACUCAUUAACAUUUUGUAAUAAUUUAUUGUGUAUGCAUACUGUUUUCAAUUAAAAAAUGUUUUUAAAUACUUGAUUCCUUUACAAAAUAUUAGGUAACGGAUAUUAUCCUGCAGCAGGCUAAACAGAGGCUUAACAAUUUAAUUCUUAGAAACACACUAGUUUGGGGACACGCGACUGAAAUGUUUCAAAACCUUUUGAUCUGAAGGUGUGUGAUUAAAUGUUUGAAAUCGGUGUCGUAGACAAAAAUAUAAUCGUGCCGACAUAUUAAUUUCUUUCAUUAGAACACUAACAUUUUAUUAAAAAUUUUUUUUUUUUUUUUUUUUUAAAACGGACGACUCGGAGCGAAAUAUUCCGAAAUCUCAGGGAGAUUCCUCAAGAAAUCGGGUGAGAAAAUGCCAAGAAUACAUUUCUGGAAAUUCUAAGGUGUCUACUUUGAAGACGCUAAAAUACUAAAUUAUUUUGAUUUAUUUUGGAUAUUUUAUCACAGCAUAAUUCCCAUAGUUCCAUUUGCGUUACUCCAGAGUUUUGAUGACUUUAUUAUUAUUCUUCUAAAAUGUGUCUAAACUUUUGUACAUACAACUGAAUAUGUAAAUUAUUAUAUAGGGUCUCUAUCAAACCAUUUAUAUAUUUAUAUACCAUAUAUAAAAUCGAUGCCCUAUAGGCCUCAAAAAUCAUUAUUCUACAGUCUCCUCAUUUCCCCCUACAAUAAUGGUGUUACUGUAAAUAGUAGAUUAUUCAGUAUGAACUGUAUAUAUUACACUCAGAUUCACAUUUUGUAAUAGUUUAUUCUGUAUGCAUACUGUUUUCAAUUAAAAUAAAAAUAAAAAAUACUUGAUUCAUUUACAAAAUAUUAGGUAAAGUAUCAUGCAGCAGGCUAAACACAGGCUUAACAAUUUAAUUCUGAGAAAUAUAUUAUAAACUUUAUGUUGAUUCCCUUUUUAAAUAUCCUCAAUGUUACAUGUUCUGACAUAAUGUGAUAUUCAUGACUCGCUUCAAAUAUCAUCAGGACUACCCAUGUGACAUCUGGGAGAAGGCUGCAUAGAUAGGCAUGAUUUUGUACUCAUGAUUCCUGUAAUAAAGUCAGAAUACAUAGUACAGCUGUCUUCUAAUAGUCAAUAUCGUGGACAAAUUAGAAGGAAAGUCCAUUGAGAAGACCAUCCCAUGAAUCUGUUCACUGGAUACGACUGACUGUGAAGGUUUGGGGGAUUGGGGGGGGAUGUUGGCCAGAACAGUCACAGA